Messenger RNA from Parnassius mnemosyne (clouded apollo), 567 nucleotides. NCBI's taxonomy places the organism in Eukaryota, Metazoa, Arthropoda, Insecta, Lepidoptera, Papilionidae. The record is from the annotation of a GenBank genome assembly.
AUGUUUUGCGAGAUACCGAAAUUGUUACGAUGCUGUUUCUGCCUUCCACUUCGGAAAGGUGCCCUGAUAUUCGGAUAUAUAAAUAUUAUAUUUUCGGUGUUCAUGAUUGGGAUGUACAGUUACGCUGUCCACCAUGACAUUGGUUUCAUAAUGAUGUACCACGGUUCGACCAGCGAGCUGGAAGAUGCAGUGUGCAUUGGAAUUUAUUGCGUAGAGGUGGUGAUGAACGUGGUGCUGGUUUAUGGAGCCCAUGUGAGAAAUUUAUUAUUUUUAAAAUCUUUCUACUAUUACGCAAUAGCAACAGCGCUUAUGACAUUCAUUGUGGAAAUAAUUGGCUUAGCGAGUACUUUUCACAUUGGAUUGGUGAUUGAAAUGCUAGCUUUAUAUGUAGCUGGUCUAUGUUUACACGUUUACUUGAUAAUCGUGGUGAGGAGUUUGCUAAUUAAGUUGGAGAUCUCGGACUCCCAUGCAUAUGAAAAUCAGCUUCAACAAAUCGUCAGUGGCGAAUUGAAGGUGGAAAGUAAUGGAGUGUACCCAAGCACAGUGGUACCUAACGAUGAUGCGUAG